This is a messenger RNA of Pomacea canaliculata, 4020 nucleotides long. Its product is annotated as lysophosphatidylcholine acyltransferase 2-like. The transcript has 14 exons. The coding region runs from base 133 to 1698 and encodes 521 amino acids. The record is from RefSeq and is a predicted model, not a curated record. NCBI's taxonomy places the organism in Eukaryota, Metazoa, Mollusca, Gastropoda, Architaenioglossa, Ampullariidae. Gene Ontology annotation, molecular function: calcium ion binding.
CCCACUCGGUGCUUAGUGCGCAUGUCUUGCGGAAGUUCUGAAAUAACAUUGUCAGUAGGUUUCAACUGUUCGCCUUAAUAACAAAGAAUCGACACUCUUUAUCUACGUAAAUUUUGAUGGAACGUAUCUAAAAUGAAAAGAAACAUCGAACCUCCGCGUUUAACAUCCAUCACAUCCCCAGUGGUGCUUAAUCCGUUUGUUCAUCGACUUCACCUCAGCAUAUUAGAUAUCAUACAGAUUGCCAUCAUGUCAGUUACAAUAGCUCCUUUACGCCUUCUCAUGGUGGGUCUUCUACUGCUGGCAGUUUGGCCCUUAGCUGCAAUCGCUAUAGCAUUUCGCUCACCAGAAGAUAGAAGCAAACCUUUGUCUGGUUGGAGACGGUCAUACGGCAGAUUACUACGAUUUGUUUUGCGGAUGAUCGUCUUCAUAUUCGGCUUUCGUGUCAAAGUGAAAGGAAAAAAGGCCAGGCCUGAUGAGGUCACCCUAAUGUGUGUUGCUCCACACAGCAGCUUCUUUGAUGGAAUGGUCUAUGUUAUUGGUGGUGAUGAUUUGCCAAGUAUGGUAUCUCGGGAGGAGAAUGUGACUAUUCCUCUGUUGGGACGUAUUAUUGAGUUCUCACAGCCAGUGUUGGUUAGGCGCGAAGAUCCAAAUUCUCGACUUUCAACCAUCAAAGAAAUACAACGCAGGAGUCAGUCAGGGGGGCAAUGGCCACAAAUCUUUAUCUUUCCAGAGGGCACUUGCACAAAUCGCUCCUGCCUUAUCACCUUCAAAGGAGGAGCAUUUAUCCCAGGUGUCCCUGUGCAGCCUGUUUGCUUAAGAUAUGGCAACAAGUUGGACACAAUAACAUGGACAUGGGAUGGUCCUGGAGCGUACCAGUGUCUGUGGUUUACAUUAUGCCAGUUUCAGAACCAUCUUGAAAUAGAGUUUUUGCCGGUGUAUAAACCAAAUCAACAGGAAAUUGAAAAUCCAAGAUUGUUUGCUGAAAAUGUUCGUGCUGUUAUGGCUGAAUGUCUCCAAAUUCCAGUGACAGAUCACACCUAUGAUGACUGCAGGCUGAUGAGGAGAGCAGAAGCUCUUCACUUGCCUAUGCAAGCAGGCAUUGUAGAGUUUCAGAAGUUAAAAAAGAAGCUGGGGUGGAACUUUGAGGACAUGCAAAGGCGCCUUGAUCAGUUUCGCUCCAUGGAUGUGAGGAAAGCUGGCAAUAUUACCCUUAGUGAGUUUGCAGCCUAUCUUCACCUUCCAGUUUCAUCUGCUGUUGAGGAGCUGUUUGCCUUGUAUGACAGGGAUGGAUCUGGCAGCAUAGACUUCCGUGAGUAUUUGAUAGGCCUGUCUUUGGUAUCUCAGCCCGCCAACACAGAGAACACCUUGCGCUUUGCUUUUGAGCUUUUUGACGAAGAAAAAACAGGUUACAUUCACAAGCAAAGUUUUAAGAGGAUACUGCAAAGUGCCUUCCAAAUUACUGAUGAGGAUACUGAUGCACUCUUUCAAAUGGCGGAUGCUGACAAGAAUAGCCUAAUCAGUUUUGAUGAAUUCAAGAACUGUGCACAGGAGCGGCCAGAGUAUGCCAAACUGUUGACAUCGUGUUAUGAGCUCAGCACCAGUAAUGGCCACAAGACAGAGAAUGGAAAGAAUGGAUUCGAUCCAGCUGAGGGAUGUGAGGGUGCUUGUCAGACCAGAUGGAAGCAAUUAGUGAAGUGACCACUAGGGUAGAAGACUGACCAUUAGGGUUGCCAAUACCGUGUAUGCUUCUUACCUCAUUCGACCUCUAACAAAAGUAUUUCACUCCUGUGAGGGCCACAAGUACUAGGUUACAGAUAAUGCAUAUGACCCACAUUUGCGCAAAGAUGUUGACAUACAUAUGAAUGAGUUUAUCAGAUUUUACUCAGUAAUAUUUUUUUCUUUUUUUUUUUCGAUAAAUUAUUUUCAUAAAACGGUAGCUUUAUACUUACUCUGUUUAUAAGGUCCUUAAAUAACAUAACUGUGAGUGAGCAUGUCUGCAUGUAGUCUGUAAUACUUGCUUAUAAUUCUUUUGAUAUAUUUUCAUAAAAUUGUUGCAGCAACUUGUUUGAAAACGUUCCUAAAAAGGAAUAAGGUUAUACAAAAGCAAAUCCAAUAUGAAAGAAGGGGAGAGAAAGAAUAUUUUAUAGAUCUGACAGUAACAAAUGCACAGGUGACUGUUUUCUAAUAAAAUUACCAAACUAUGUAAUUAUUUUAUUCUUAAAGGUACAAUGUCUUUCUCCACUUUGAAUAUGUGUUGAAAAUGAAAGUAUUAAAAAAGCUUAUGGCUUUAUGGAAAUGCUUACAGGCCAUCACCUUUGUUCGUCACUCGUAAUAAAUCCUUUUCAGAUCUGCAUUUUACUUAUUUUUAGACUAAUACCAUUGAGAAUAAGGUCAUGACAAAAAUAAUCGUCAAUGUAAAAUACUGUUGUUUUUUUCAACCUGAGGUUCUAAGGUAAUCUAUAUUUUGGUACAUAGGCAUUUAGUUUUUGAUGCUUCAUUUUUCUGGAAUGUACAUUAUUAUGAAGCAUAUUUUUUCCUUAAAACAUUGAUCAAAUCAGUGGCAACAGUAUUUGAGGAGAAGAGUAAAGACUCCACAGACAAAAUCAAAGUUGAUCACCAUCCAGGUUGCAGCACAGAGACACACAUAUAAUAAUGAAUUCUCUGCUCAUGGUUUAUUUGUACAAGCCUUUGUUUUUUCCACUGUCUGUUUAUGACUCAGUUUAUGAUUGCCUGUUAAAUUUAAAGCAGUUAUAGUUUUUUUUAUCUUUUUAAUUUGCAUUAUUAAUGUUUUUAUUAUAGUGAAACACUGUAUGUAUGUUUUAAAUUUGUUAUACAUGUUUCUCCAUAUGUAUGGAAACUUUUCAGGUUGGUUUUCAAUCUCAUAGGCUUUAUAUAGCUGUCAGUAUUUAAAAGCUGCAGAGUUUUUCUGUCAAGAAUAUUUCUCAUUUGUGGAAGAAGAAUAUCUACCGAUGGAGCUAAGGUAGCCGAGAAUAAAUAUGAGGAAAAAGAGAUUUAAUUUUUUUAUCCUUUAUCCUAUGAUUUCUUCUCUAGAUAUUACAUUUUGAUUCAGUAAAAUCUUUUUUUGUAUAGUCUCAAAUUCAGUUUUACAUGCUUUUUUGCCUUUUGCCUUAAGUUAAAAUGGCUUUAAGAACGUUCUUUAUGUGUGCAUCUGCAUGCACUAAGCUUAGCCUCUUGUGAAGUUCUCCACUGUUUGGGCGAGCCUAAGCAAGAAUGUGACUAAACCGGAAGCUUUGUACUCACCUGCCUCAUUUUAGUAGUUAACUGGAAAAAAAUUGUCUGCCAGCAGUCCAGAAAUACAACUUCAUGGUUUAAUUCACACUUGAACAGUAUCCUAAAUGUAGCUAUUAUUGUAAGAUAAAAAAUAAAUACUAAUAAAUAUUAAUGUUUAGCAGUUUAUAGUUGUAGUAGUUAAACUGAUGACACUGUUGAUUUCCAUUGCUGUGGAGAUAUUAGUAACCAUAGGCUGGGAGCACAGCCACACCCAUUGCUACAUCUGGAGGCUGAUGCCUUAACUCUUUGUUAAAAUGCUUUUGAAAUAUCAGCAUGUCUGUGCAUGCAGUCCUAGUUUUCUUUUUAUGUUGAUCAUUUUUGGUGCAUUUUAUAAAAACAAGAACUGACAAAUAAUACAGUAUUCUGUUUGUCCAAAUUUUAACUAAAGUUAGAGAACCCACCACUAAGAUUUAAAUAAAUCCAAGCAAGAGCAGGGUUGUAGCAGAUCAAUUAACAGCAACUCUAAUUUUCUGCAUCUGUACUUCUCAUUACAUGGUGGUUUUUCUCCCCCUCUUCCCAUCUUUUCCUGCCUUACCAACAAUUGUAGGUAACUAAUUUUAAUGGGCUUGCUAAUGGGGAUCACAGGGUGAUCGUACUGUUUUAAUAUGGAGCAAUGGGACUUACAUUCUUCUUGUCAGUUUUAUGCUUACACUGGAGAAUCCAUGCUGCAGUUUUCACAAUAUGUACACAGUUGUAGGAGAAUGCAUAUUGCAGUCUUCUGUCCUUUUU